This is a messenger RNA of Momordica charantia (bitter melon), 2046 nucleotides long. RefSeq lists its product as uncharacterized. The record is from RefSeq and is a predicted model, not a curated record. NCBI's taxonomy places the organism in Eukaryota, Viridiplantae, Streptophyta, Magnoliopsida, Cucurbitales, Cucurbitaceae.
GUUUUGAUUGGAAAAAGAUGUGGACCUUGCACUCCAGUGCCUUCAUGGAGGAUUUGGGCUCCUCCUCAAGAGACCAUCAUUAGCCAAACAAACCCUUUUCAUUAUUAUUCUUCUUCUUCUUCAAUUUCUGCCAGAAAGCUAGCGGCGGCCCUUUGGGAGUUUCAUCACUACUUCCCACUUCCUAAAAUGCACAGAGCUCCCAAUAAUGGCGCUGAUUCAAGGCUCCUCCGCCGCCGCUACUUCCAUCACUCUCACAAGGACAAGGCCCUCGACCUUUCCCACUUUCUUGGCGAUCCCUGCCCCAGCUCCCCUGAACAGGUGGCACCUUAUAACCCUGCAAUCACUCCUACUAGCUCUUUGGACUUCAAGGGAAGAAUUGGCGAAUCGCAUUAUAAUCUUAAGACAUCUACAGAACUGCUAAAAGUUUUGAACCGAAUCUGGAGUUUGGAAGAGCAGCAUGCAUCGAAUAUAUCUUUGAUAAAAGCAUUGAAAACCGAACUUGACCAUGCCCAUGUCAAGAUGAAAGAGUUGCUUCGACUACGGCAAGCUGAUCGCCACGAGAUGGAUGAUCUAAUAAAGGAAAUUGCGGAAGACAAACUAGUUAGAAAAAACAAGGAGGAAGAUCGAAUCAAGGCUGCGAUUCAGUCUGUGAGGGACGAGCUUGAAAACGAGAGGAAGUUGAGGAGACGAUCUGAGAGCCUACAUAGAAAGUUUGCAAGGGAUCUCUCCGAGACAAAAUCGUCUCUUGUGAAUGCUCUAAACGACGUGGAAAGAGAGAGGAGGUCCAGAAUGCUGUUAGAGGAUCUCUGUGAUGAAUUUGCCAGGGGCAUAAAACACUACGAAAACCUGGUGCAUGGCUUAAAACAGAAAUCCGACAGGAUCUGUGCUGGAAGAGCCGACUGUGAUGGUUUGAUUCUCCAUAUCUCGGAAGCUUGGCUUGAUGAAAGGAUGCAGAUGCAACAAGAACACCACAGUGCUGACAUCGAGAAGUCAGUGGUCGAGAAAUUACAGAUUGAAAUAGAGAGCUUUCUUGAAGCACAGCAAAAUGAUGCUAAUGGUAGCAAGAUCGAUCAACUGUUAAGAGAGCGCCGGAGUUCACUAGAGUCGGUCCCAUUGAAUGAGGCUGCUAGUGCACCUCAAGCAGGGGAGGAGGACGAUUCUCAAGAUAGUGACUCACAUUGUUUCGAGUUAAACAAGCCAAAUAACAGCAAUAUCAUGGCUCAUGAGAAUGAGAAUGCAGAAGAUCAAGUCGACGAAACAGGGAAAUCAAUUGACGUGCAAAAGAAACUGGGGUCUCAUGAGAGGUCUAAAAGCCGCACCCCGUCCAGCUUGCAAGUAAGGUUUGAAGAACAGAUGGCUUGGGCAAUGUCCUGUAUUGGGAACAAGAAGUCGCAGUCUAUAAAUACAGAACCAGGAAAAAUCGAAGGAAUGCCCGCCGAAGCAAACAAAUCUAGCAAGACCGAAAAUAGUCAAGAUGCUGAUGGCGGAAGUAACGAGAGACAAAACAAUCACAACCCCAUUCACGGUUUGAAUUCAAGCCACAUGCUGGACAACCUCAUCAGAAAUCAACUCUCACUGAAGGAUGGAGAUAAUGUGCAUCCUGAAGAUGGUUAUGGUGAGGCCUCCUGCAGCAACUCAGGGUGGAGGAAUCAAGCAAGUCCAGUGAGACAGUGGACAAUAGCAGCCCCAGAGAUCAACAUGACACAAUCGUCAUCGUCGUCAAAAUUGCCCCCCGGGCUAAAGGAGAACACCCUGCACGCGAAGCUUCUCGAAGCAAGGUCGAAGGGGACUCGGUCACGGUUAAAACUUUUCAAGUGAUGGCUGGCCCGAAGGAUCACUACUCUUUUGUGGAGUAUUUUGGCGAUAUAACUCUCUUUCCUUUUGAAUCCUUGUUGUGAUAUCUCAGUAUAGUACAAUUUUACAUUCCACUUGAGCAAAUUGUAAGGAUUGGUAUAUUAGUUGGAGGAGCUGAGUGUAAUGUUUUUCACUUUUCAUAUAUAGUUGCACAAAUCAGAUGGAAAAUCCAGACCCCUUUUAAGAAUGAUA